Messenger RNA from Hyaloscypha bicolor E, 1320 nucleotides. RefSeq names its product pyruvate dehydrogenase kinase-like protein. Gene Ontology annotation, biological process: regulation of glucose metabolic process; protein phosphorylation. Gene Ontology annotation, molecular function: pyruvate dehydrogenase (acetyl-transferring) kinase activity. The transcript has 4 exons. Gene Ontology annotation, cellular component: mitochondrion. The coding region runs from base 1 to 1320 and encodes 439 amino acids. Lineage: Eukaryota; Fungi; Ascomycota; Leotiomycetes; Helotiales; Hyaloscyphaceae. The record is from RefSeq and is a predicted model, not a curated record.
AUGUCGUGGAAGAAGACUGAUAUACUGAUGGACACCAUCAGGCAUUACUCGGGCUUUCCAGCAACUGGCGUGAGCUUGCGCCAGAUGGUCCAAUUCGGGGAGAGGCCCUCGACAGGAACUCUAUUUCGCGCGUCCCAGUUCCUCUCCGAAGAACUUCCAAUACGGCUUGCACACCGAGUACAAGAGCUUGGAGAUCUGCCAGAUGGAUUGAACGAGAUGCCUUCGAUCAAGAAAGUCCAGGAUUGGUACGCCCAGUCGUUUGAGGAGAUCACCACCCUUCCACGGCCACAACUCUCGAAGGACGUACGGGAUCGACUCAUGAAGCCCGCAAAACAGACCGGCAGACAGUCAAAAAUCCUCGCGGAAGCUACAAAGAACCCCAGCGUUGCGAAUGGGCAGUAUACAUCCUCACCCUGGCAGAAUGGUAAUGGUAAUGGAAGCCACGAAAAGAAGGGCUCCGCACGACGAUACUUUGCAACUGUAGAAGACACAGAGGAUUGGCCCCCAGAGCUCCACGACUACAACCAACGAUUUGCCCAAACAUUAAACCAUAUCAAGCGAAGGCAUGACAGCGUUGUAACGACAGUGGCACAAGGUAUUCUGGAAUACAAGCGCAAGCGGCAACGCAUGCAGAUCGAUAACAAUAUACAAUCCUUCCUUGAUCGAUUUUACAUGUCACGAAUUGGAAUUCGAAUGCUUAUUGGGCAACACAUUGCUCUGACGGACCAGAGCCACCAUAAAGACCCAACAUAUGUGGGGAUCAUCUGCACGAAGACGAACGUCCGAGAUCUAGCCCAAGAAGCCAUUGAAAACGCCCGAUUUGUAUGCGAGGACCAUUAUGGCUUAUUCGACGCACCAAAAGUCCAAUUGGUCUGCCCCCCGAACCUGAAUUUCAUGUACGUCCCAGGACAUUUGUCGCACAUGUUGUUCGAGACGUUGAAGAACUCUCUACGAGCGGUGGUAGAAACACAUGGACAAGACAAGGAGGAUUUUCCCGUGACCAAAGUCGUUGUAGCUGAGGGGAAGGAAGACAUUACCAUCAAGAUCUCCGACGAAGGCGGUGGAAUUCCUCGAAGUGCAAUACCUCUUGUAUGGACAUACAUGUACACGACCGUCGAUACGACGCCCAGCCUGGAUCCCGAUUUCGAUAAGAGCGAUUUCAAAGCUCCAAUGGCUGGAUUUGGAUACGGUUUACCCAUAUCAAGGUUAUACGCAAGGUAUUUUGGAGGAGAUCUGAAGCUGAUUAGUAUGGAGGGAUACGGCACAGACGUCUACCUCCACCUCAACCGCCUCUCCAGCUCCUCGGAGCCUUUGCAAUAA